This is a messenger RNA of Acanthochromis polyacanthus (spiny chromis), 4671 nucleotides long. RefSeq names its product ATP-binding cassette sub-family C member 4-like. Gene Ontology annotation, cellular component: plasma membrane. NCBI's taxonomy places the organism in Eukaryota, Metazoa, Chordata, Actinopteri, Pomacentridae. The record is from RefSeq and is a predicted model, not a curated record. Bases 283 to 4215 code for a protein of 1310 amino acids. Gene Ontology annotation, molecular function: ATP hydrolysis activity; ATP binding; ABC-type transporter activity. Gene Ontology annotation, biological process: transmembrane transport. The transcript has 31 exons.
UUCAAGUAUGUCAGUAAGUAUAGUAUGUACUAAACAUGCAAACUUAAGCCAGGCUAUAUCAGAAAAUUCCUACUUUUAAUGAAUUUAACACUUGCUGUGUGUUUAGGGUAUUCAUGGCAGCGCCUCCCUACAGCUGCUACAUUAUUGGCUGAGUCUCAGAUUUACAUAAUGUUCGCGAACUCGUCACGUCGCCAGAUAAGGCAUGCGGUAGUCCCCCUGUGUCCUGCUGUGUCUGGGUUUUACAGUCGGAAAACAACCGGCUGAACUGAUGCCAAAGCAGCUAUGGAGGUGACAAAGACCGACAGCAAGCACAAUCCGCUGGCAACAGCCAGGAUUCUCUCCCGGAUGUUUUUAUGCUGGUUAACCCCAUUGCUGCACCUCGGCCCAAAAAGGAGGCUCGAGGAAAGUGACAUGUACAGCGUUCUUCCAGAGGAUCGGUCUGAAACCCUGGGAAAGGAGCUGCAGAGAUUGUGGGACCAUGAAGUUAAAAAGGCAGCAAAGGAACUUGAGAAGCCAAAACUCACCAGAGUUCUUAUUAAGUGCUAUGGGAAGUCCUAUGCGUUGGCUGGGCUGUUUGUGUUUUCACAGGAAGCAAUAAAAGUGAUCCAGCCACUUCUUCUGGGGAAAAUAAUCCUGUACUUUGAGAAUAAUCAUCCAGACGAUCAUAGAAGUCUUUACAUGGCGUAUGGUUAUGCUGCUGCCAUGUCCAUCUCCACGUUUGCUCUCACUAUUCUCCAACAUCUCUACUAUUAUCAUGUCCAAAGAACAGGCAUGAAGAUCAGAGUGGCCAUGUGCCACAUGAUUUACAGAAAGGCUCUUGGUCUCAACUGUGAAUCCAUGGCACGAACAACGACUGGACAAAUAGUGAACCUCCUUUCAAAUGAUGUCAAUCGUUUUGAUGAGGUUACAGCCAAUCUGCACUACCUGUGGGUGGGACCUAUACAAGCAGUAGUCAUCAUCGUUCUCCUUUGGGACGAGAUCGGCCCCUCAUGUCUAGCAGGUGUGGCAGUCAUUGCACUCAUGAUGCCUCUACAGACUUGGUUUGGAAAACUGUUUGGUAUCUUCAGGACCAAAACAGCGGUUCUGACUGACAGUAGAAUCCGUAUCAUGAACGAAGUGGUGUCUGGCAUCAGGAUAAUCAAGAUGUAUGCCUGGGAGAAACCCUUCUCAGCUCUGGUUGCUGAAGUGAGACGGAAAGAAAUCAAUCAGAUACUGAAGAGCUCCUACCUACGAGGACUCAACAUGGCCUCCUUCUUUGCCAGCAGCAAGAUCAUUGUCUUUGUCACCUUUACCGCCUACGCUCUCCUGGGAAACCCCAUCACUGCCAGCAGCGUGUUUGUCACUGUGUCUCUUUAUGGUACAAUUAAGCUCACAGUCACUCUGUUCUUUCCUCUGGCCAUUGAGAAGUUGUCAGAAACAGUUGUGAGCAUUCACAGGAUUAAGAAUUUCCUCCUGCUGGAAGAAGUGAAGAGAGAAAACUGUGAGCUGCCACUGAGGGAAAAGAGGGAAAGCUCUGUUGUGAUUGAAAAUCUGACCUGCUACUGGGAUCAGAUUUUGGAUGAACCAUCUCUGCAGAAUGUCUCUGUCACAGCAAAGUCCCACCAACUUCUGGCUGUAAUUGGACCAGUCGGGUCUGGAAAGUCAUCCCUGCUGAGCGCCAUCCUGGGAGAGCUGCCUCAUGACACUGGGACACUGAAGGUUGAAGGUAGCCUGAGCUACGCAUCCCAGCAGCCCUGGGUGUUCUCUGGAACCAUCCGCAGCAACAUCCUGUUUGGGAGAGAACUGAACCUCAAGAAGUAUGAGAGAGUCCUCAGAGCCUGCGCUCUGAAGAAGGACCUGGAGCUGCUCCCAGAUGGAGAUCUGACGCUGAUUGGGGACAGAGGGGCCACACUCAGCGGGGGACAGAAAGCUCGUAUCAACCUGGCACGGGCUGUGUAUGAGGAGGCAGACAUCUACCUCCUGGAUGAUCCUUUAAGUGCCGUGGAUGCAGAAGUUGGAAAACAUAUUUUCGAACAGUGUAUCUGUGGCCUGCUGAAGAACAAGUGUUGUGUCCUGGUCACGCACCAGCUACAGCAUCUGACGGCAGCUGACCACAUUUUGGUCCUUAAGGAGGGUCGUAUCAUGGGCCAGGGAACCUACGGUGAGCUGCAGCGUUCUGGCCUGGACAUGGUGUCCUUGCUGAGAACUGAGGAGGAACAAGACCGAACUCGAUCAGCUGAUCCAGAAAAACUGUCUUUACUCAGCCGGAGAACAAAUCUCUCACACAGUUCACAGUGUUCUUACAGCAGUCUCCUGCCACCAGACGGCAGCAACCCUGAGCAGCCUCCUGUUCAAACAGUUGUGGCCUCUGCAGAAGAAAGUCGAGCUGAAGGAAAUGUCAGCAGUCAUAUUUAUCUUAAAUACUUCACUGCAAGCUGCAGCCUUCUGGUUUUAGUGGUUAUUCUUCUGCUCAGUAUCAUCGCAGAGGCUGCCUAUAUCCUGCAGGACUGGUGGUUGGUGUACUGGGCAAGAGAAGAAUAUUCUAACAGCACAGCAACUGCGGUUGACAUGAAGAAUGGAAUUAAUGUUACUCACUCAGAUCACGAGUUGAAUCUCACAUUUCAUCUUGGCAUCUACUCAGGUUUGACAGUGGCUGCGGUGGUCUUCGGUUAUGCCAGGAGUUUAAUAAUAUUUAAUCGGCUGGUAAGAUCAGGUCAAGUUCUACACAACAGCAUGUUCAGCGCUGUCCUCUGCACAGCAGUUCACUUCUUUGAUGUCAACCCUGUAGGAAGAAUUCUCAACAGGUUCUCCAAAGACAUCAGCCAAGUGGACUCCUUGCUGCCCAUCACAUUUGUGGACUUUUAUCAAUUAAUUCUACAGAAUGCUGGCGUGGUCGCUGUGGCAACCGCAGUCAUCCCUCUUGUCCUCAUCCCUGUUGUCGUUCUGCUUAUAAUCUUUCUGUAUUUGAGACGCUUCUACCUCAGUACAUCGCGUGAUAUCAAACGUCUUGAGUCAACAACCCGGAGUCCCGUCUUCUCCCACCUGUCUUCGUCUCUUCAGGGUCUGUGGACGAUCCGAGCUUUCAGGGCUGAGGAGAGAUUAAAGAAAACCUUCGAUGCCCAUCAGGACCUGCACUCAGAGGCGUGGUUUUUGUUCCUGAUGACAUCGCGCUGGUUUGCUCUUCGCCUCGACAGCAUUUGCUCCAUAUUUGUCACUUUCACAUCAUUUGGAUGCAUUUUGCUCAGAAAUGGGCUGGAGGCUGGAGAGGUGGGCCUUGUGCUGACUUAUGCUUUGACUCUGGUGGGAAACUUCCAGUGGACAGUGAGACAAAGUGCUGAGGUGGAGAACAUGAUGACAUCUGUGGAGAGGGUGGUGGAGUACACGGAGCUAAAAAGCGAAGCACCCUGGGAAACGCAGAAGCGUCCUCCCCCUGACUGGCCAAGCAAAGGUCUGGUGACUUUUGAGCAGGUCAGCCUCUCCUACAGCACAGACGGCCCCAUCAUCCUGAAAGACAUCAGCGCCACCUUUGAACCCAACGAGAAGGUCGGUAUUGUGGGCAGAACAGGUGCAGGGAAAAGCUCCCUGAUCUCGGCUCUGUUCCGCCUGACAGAACCUCAGGGAAAGAUCUCCAUCGACGGCGUUGUGACCUCUGAGAUCGGCCUCCACGACCUGCGCAAGAGGAUGUCCAUCAUUCCUCAGGACCCAGUGCUAUUUACUGACACUGUGAGGAAAAACCUGGACCCUUUCAACCAGCACACCGAUGAAGACCUGUGGAAAGCUCUGGAAGAGGUGCAGCUGAAGUCUGUGGUGGAGGAGCUGCCCGGUAAGCUGGAGACGGUUCUGGCCGAGUCGGGCUCCAACUUCAGCGUGGGCCAGAGACAGCUGGUGUGUUUGGCCAGAGCCAUCCUGAGGAAGAACCGCAUCCUCAUCAUCGACGAGGCCACGGCCAACGUGGACCCCAGGACAGACGAGCUGAUUCAGAAAGCCAUCCGGGACAAGUUCAGAGAAUGCACCGUGCUCACCAUCGCUCACCGCCUCAACACCAUCAUAGACAGCGACCGCAUUCUGGUGCUGGACGGUGGCACCAUCCAGGAGUUAGACCGACCUUUCACCCUGCUGCAAAACAAAGAGGGCGCUCUGUACAAGAUGGUGCAGCAGCUGGGUCAGACGGAGGCAGCAGCCCUGCUGGAGGCGGCCAGACAGGCAGCAGAGAAAACAGCGGUCCCGACAACUUGAGGCCAGUGGAGCAUGAUUGUGACAGACUGGACACCAGAUGAAGGUAGUGACUGAGGAGCCUGAGGCCUUCCAUCACAUUCAGAAACAGGAAUGUGUUGAGUGACAACAGAACGUUCUUGAGCCACCCACUAAAAAGCCCUUUUCAGACAUGGGGUAUGCAACAUUGCUGCUCCAUCAGUCUGUUUAACUAACAGUAUUUUGUUUUAUUUAACUCAGAUUCAUUUUUCUGUCAAUAUUCCUCACAACUUCAUUUAGAUGCUGCAGAAUCACGCAAUAUUUGUCAUUUAUGUGAGAUCAGACACCACACCAAGUGAUGUACAAUACUCAGUAUGCAAUAAUAGACAGAAGGCUAAUCUAAACUAGUAGCAGCUCAUCAAACUGUCUAAGCAACUCACAACCUUGUUUAAAGUGUGAUAAAACGGUGAGACUACAACCUCAGGAAUCCACUGAGGAUGG